Messenger RNA from Diversispora eburnea, 1086 nucleotides. Lineage: Eukaryota; Fungi; Glomeromycota; Glomeromycetes; Diversisporales; Diversisporaceae. The record is from the annotation of a GenBank genome assembly.
AUGUCCACUAAUACUUUUCACCUCUCAGUCCUUGGAAGCAAUUUCAACCGCCCCAUCCUUGAACCAUACUCAAAUACACAAGUUAAUGAUAAUCCUAAAGCAUCCGAAUUCUUCAAACAAUUAGAGAAUACAACAUUUGUUACCUAUGAUCAAACUUUUGAUGAUAUCAUUGGACCGAAUCCAAAGUUAGAAGUACUUGCUACUGCUCAAUAUCCAUUCGCCCACGAAGCUGGGGUAUAUGUGAUGAAAUCGAACGAGGUCUUUUUCACUUCCAAUCGUCUUGGUGAUACCACUACAGAUAAUCAGUACACAGAAAUUAAUAAAAUUAAUCUCUCAACCAGAGAGUGGUCCACUGUAGAACCAAAAAAACCAAUCCUCCUCGCUAACGGCGGUACAUAUCACGAUGGAAGAAUUAUUAUUUGCUCCCAGGGUCAAGGAGAUAUUGGUGGAUCUAUCGUUUCUCUCGAUCCUAUUUCUAAUGAAGUUACCACUAUAAUCGAUAAUUUUUUCGGUCUCAAAUUCAAUAGCCCAAACGAUAUUGUAGUCUCGAGUGAUGGUUGCUAUUGGUUUACGGAUCCAAGCUAUGGCUAUGAACAAAAAUUUCGGAAUGCACCACAACUUGGAGAAUUUGUUUACUGUUUUGACCCUUCUACCGGAAAUAUUCGUGUGGUAGCUGACGGUUUCGUAAAACCCAAUGGGAUUGCUUUUUCUCCAGAUGAGAAGAUAUUGUACAUAACUGAUACAGGAUUCUUUAAUGGCAUGGGCGAGCAGGAUGUUAUGAAACCACAUACAAUUUAUGCGUUUGAUGUGAGUGGUAAAAUCUUAUUUAAUCGUCGGGUAUUUGCAGUAGUUGAUGUUGGCAUUCCUGAUGGUAUAAAACUUGACGUUAAUGGUAAUGUAUACGUUGGAGCUGGUGAUGGUGUUCAUGUGUUUAAUAAUUCUGGAACUUUAUUGGGUAAAAUUGUUAUGCCACAAUCACAUACAGUGUCUAAUCUUGUCUUUGUUAGAAAUUUAUUAAUCAUGUUCACGGAUAAUACUAUCUAUGCGGUGAACUUGAUGGUAAAAGGUGCCUUAAAUAAUGAGUAG